This is a messenger RNA of Aspergillus caelatus, 354 nucleotides long. RefSeq lists its product as uncharacterized. The record is from RefSeq and is a predicted model, not a curated record. Lineage: Eukaryota; Fungi; Ascomycota; Eurotiomycetes; Eurotiales; Aspergillaceae. The transcript has a single exon. Bases 154 to 309 code for a protein of 51 amino acids.
UCUGCUUCUACUGAAAGAAAAUUAAAUUCUUAUCGAGGCCAAUAGUUUCAAAAAUACUAGUUGAUACUAGGUCUGAGAAGUAUAUCCUUAUAUCAGACUAAUUGAAAUUGAUUGGACGACUCUUGAAUCAGUCUUUUCAGCCUUUGGUUGUCCAUGUAUGGAUCAUUUUUGGAUCGCGUCCCAGGGAAAACUAUUUCGGGCUCCACCCAUCGUUGUUUGACUUGGGACUUCGGCUUUUCGUUCCUUUCCAAUUCUUUCGUUUGGUUUUCUCUAUUCCUUGCUCGAAGUUUUUGGCCUGUAUUUCUAUGAACUCAAUGUUCCCUUUUUGAAUGUACCCGUAACAUUCAAGUGUCG